CUUUGUUCCUCUUCCGUCGUCGACAAGGGCAAAGGUCACGACAAGCGCCAACGCGCAUCACUUCUUCUUCAAAAACCGGCCUCUAGCUUCUGUCCAGAGCUAUCGAGCUUACUCUUCAUCAUGUCCAAGGAGGAUGCCCAAGUCGGCGUGGUCCCCCCCACGUACGACUCCGAAAAGGGCGCUCGCCACACCGCCGGUGAUGGCCAUGUUCCCGAGAACUUUCGCGAGGAUGACUUCAUGACCCGCAAUGGCUUGAACCUCAAGAGUUUCCAGCGCCGUGACUGGGGAACUGGCGACACUGAGCUCGAUCGCUCCAUGAAGCCUCGUCACUUGCAAAUGAUUGCCAUCGGUGGCUCCAUCGGUGCUGGUUUCUUCGUCGGUUCCGGUAGCGCCCUCACCAAGGGUGGCCCGGGCUCUGUCCUCAUCUGCUUCUUGAUCGCUGGUGUCAUGAUCUUCAACGUCGUCUACGCUCUCGGUGAACUCGCUGUACUGUACCCUGUCUCUGGUGGUUUCUACACCUACUCUAUCCGCUUCCUUGAUCCUUCCUGGGGUUUCGCUAUGGGCUGGAAUUAUGUCUUCCAAUGGGUUAUCGUUCUACCACUCGAACUGACAGUCUGCUCGUUUACGAUACAAUAUUGGAACAAAGAUAUAAGUGUCGCAGUAUGGAUCACCGUCUUCUGGCUCUUUAUCAUCUUCGUCAACGUUUUCGGAACCUUGGGCUUCGCCGAGGAAGAGUUCGUCUCCUCUGCCUUCAAGCUCUUUGCCACCGUCAUCUUCAUGGUCGUCGCCCUUGUUCUCAUCUGCGGCGGUGGCCCUGAGGGUGGAAAGUACGAUGAAUACUGGGGAGACCGUCUCUGGAGCGACCCCGGUGCGUUCCAGAACGGCUUCCGUGGCUUCUGCUCUGUCUUCGUUACCGCCGCUUUUGCCUUCUCCGGUACCGAGCUUGUCGGCCUCGCUGCUGCUGAGUCCGCCAACCCCGCCAAGUCCCUUCCUGGUGCCAUCAAGCAGGUGUUCUGGCGUAUUACCCUUUUCUACGUCUUGGGUCUUACCUUUGUCGGCCUUCUCGUCAGCUCUACCGAUGAGCGUCUCCUGAACUCCGCCAACCCCUACGCCGAUGGUGUCUCCCCUUUCGUCCUGGCCCCUCUUGAUGCCCACCUCUACGGAUACGACAGCUUCAUGAACGUUGUCAUUCUUGUCUCCGUAGUCUCUAUUGGUGUUUCUUGCGUCUACGGUGGUUCCCGUACCUUGACCGCCCUUGCCCAGCAGGGAUACGCCCCCAAGAUCUUCACCUACAUUGACCGAUCAGGCCGUCCCCUGCCUUCCGUCGCCCUCAACCUCGCUUUCGGUGGCCUGGCUUACGUCCGCAUGGCGUCUUCCGGAGGUGUUGUUUUCGACUGGCUCUUGUCGCUUUCUGGCCUUGCCGCCCUUUUCACCUGGGGAUCCAUCUGCGCUGCCCACAUUCGUUUCCGCUCUGCAUGGAAGGCCCAGGGCCACACCCUCGACGAGCUUCCCUUCCAGGCCAUCGGUGGUGUUGCUGGCUCUUGGCUCGGCCUGUUCCUGAUUGCUAUCUCUCUGAUCGCCCAGCUUUUCGUCGCUAUCUGCCCCCCUGGUGGCGGCUUCGCCACCGCUGAGGACUUCUUCAAGGCUUACCUUGCCCUGCCCGUCGUUCUCUUCUUCUGGGCUUGCGGUUACUUGUGGAAGCGCAAGGGCUUCUUGAAGCUUUCCGAAAUCGACCUCGACACUGGUCGCCGUGAGGUUGACUGGGAUGAAGUCAACGCCUACCGCGCGAAGGUUGCCGCCUGGCCCACGUGGAGACGGUGGGCAAGCACUAUCUUCUAA
Molecule: messenger RNA, 1839 nt
Organism: Colletotrichum paranaense
Lineage: Eukaryota; Fungi; Ascomycota; Sordariomycetes; Glomerellales; Glomerellaceae
Product: amino acid permease
Exons: 4
Biological process (GO): amino acid transmembrane transport
Cellular component (GO): membrane
Molecular function (GO): amino acid transmembrane transporter activity
Source: RefSeq, a predicted model, not a curated record